AUCCAAUAACAUUCAAAUAUAAUCAACUACAUACACUCAAAAAAGGAUGAAUCCUAUGUUCUACUCCCUUCUUGCCUUAACCGCUGUUUUUGCAGCAACUUCAAACGCUCUCAAACCAGUUCUCGACACUGAUGGUGAUUAUGUAUUCGCAGGCAGCUACUACGUCCUCCCUGCCAUCUUCGGCGCUGCAGGUGGCGGCCUGAAUCUCGCCUCUCGUGGUAGCAACCAGUGUCCCCUCUUUGUCGGACAGGAAAUUUCAGAGGUCGACAGGGGCAUUCCCGUCAAAUUCUCAAACUGGAGAUAUAAAGUUGCGUUUGUUCCCGAGUCAACGAACAUCAACAUUGAGAUGGACGUCAAAGCUACGAUAUGCGUUCAGUCAACCUAUUGGUGGGUCACUGCGGCUCCAAGUGGCUUUAGGACAUUGUUCGUAACAGCUGGUCCUAACCCGGAAGCUGGAGAAGAUUCGUCGAGGAGUUUCUUCCAGAUCAAGCAAGCUAAAGGUUUUCCUGACGGUUACCAUAUUAUGUUUUGUCCUAACGGUAACGAUUGCAGAAAUGUCGGGAUAAUUGUGGACGAAUAUGGCGUUCGGCGUUUGGCUUUAAGCUCUACGCCGUUCCCGUUUGUGUUCAUGAAAGCUAAUGGGAUAGAGACUUCGUCUAAGCCUAUUAUGUCUAUUAUCUGAGAGAAAAAAGAACAGAACUACAACUUAAGAAGAUGAGAGUUUUAACUUACCACUAAUAAUGAAACUCUAUCUGUGCUCCUUAUUUUCUUUGUUCAUCUUUAAUGGAAUAAAACAUCUUUCUUUUGUUACCUUUUUCUUUUUAAUUGUCUUUGUACUUUAAGCUUCACAUAACUUAGAAGCUAAACAGAAACAUUUUCUCUCUAUUAGUCGUAAGUUAUAACACUUAUUCUCUUAAUUUUGUAGUCUACUAGA
This is a messenger RNA of Eruca vesicaria subsp. sativa (arugula), 934 nucleotides long. Lineage: Eukaryota; Viridiplantae; Streptophyta; Magnoliopsida; Brassicales; Brassicaceae. The record is from the annotation of a GenBank genome assembly.